Messenger RNA from Solanum pennellii, 492 nucleotides. RefSeq names its product MADS-box transcription factor 23-like. The transcript has a single exon. The coding region runs from base 1 to 492 and encodes 163 amino acids. Gene Ontology annotation, molecular function: RNA polymerase II cis-regulatory region sequence-specific DNA binding; protein dimerization activity; DNA-binding transcription factor activity, RNA polymerase II-specific. NCBI's taxonomy places the organism in Eukaryota, Viridiplantae, Streptophyta, Magnoliopsida, Solanales, Solanaceae. Gene Ontology annotation, biological process: regulation of transcription by RNA polymerase II. The record is from RefSeq and is a predicted model, not a curated record.
AUGGGCACAGGGAAGAAGAAAAUAGAGAUCGAGAAAAUUAUAAAGGAAACUUCUAGAAUGGUUACAUUCUCGAAAAGACGAAAAGGACUUUUCAAAAAAGCUAAACAAUUUGAAUCCAUGACGGGUUCUCGUGUUGCUUCAAUUGUAUUGUCACCCACAGGAAGGCCUUAUACUUGUGGAGACGUUGAUUAUGCUAUAAGAACACAUUUUUCUAAUAGUGGCAGAUGUAUGAAAUUAUUAAUAACAGACAUGAAUUUUCACGAUUCUAAUUCUGAUUCUAAUUCUAGUUCUAAUGUUGUUGUUUAUGGCGAAACUUCGAGAUCAAAAUCAUCUUCGACUCCAAAGAAGAAUAGUCUCCACAAUUGGGUGAAGCGUAUAGAUGUUGAACAAUGUCAAAAUUUGAAUCGACUCUUAAUGUUGAAACAACAAUUGGAAGGGACAAAAGAAAAAAUCGCUGAAGAUGUUGAGUCAUUUAAAGCUUUUUUUGUGUAA